AUGCAAGACCACCUACCUCCGGGUAUUGCGAUGGUGAAGUCUGAAAACCUGGAAGAGUGGCAGAUGGACAUCAAGGUCCUAGACACAAACCCACUCUAUCUGGACCAAACCUAUCGCCUGAAGUUCACUUUCAGCAACAAGUACCCCAUCGAACCCCCCGAGGUCCAAUUCAUCCAGUGCGCCGAAUCGACCGGCACCCCCCGUUCGAUCCCCAUCCAUCCCCACAUCUAUAGCAACGGCAUCAUCUGCCUCGAUCUACUCGGCUCGUCCGGCUGGUCUCCCGUCCAGAAUGUCGAAAGCAUUUGCAUGAGUCUGCAAAGCAUGCUGACAGCCAACACGCGCGACGAGCGACCCAUCGGCGAUCAGGAAUUCGUCGCCACCAACCGCCGUCGCAUUCGUGAUAUCAACUUCGUCUAUGAAGACGACAAUGUAUAA
Messenger RNA from Penicillium olsonii, 435 nucleotides. NCBI's taxonomy places the organism in Eukaryota, Fungi, Ascomycota, Eurotiomycetes, Eurotiales, Aspergillaceae. The record is from the annotation of a GenBank genome assembly.